Dicentrarchus labrax (European seabass) is the source of this 2660-nucleotide messenger RNA. RefSeq names its product SCAN domain-containing protein 3-like. The coding region runs from base 296 to 2170 and encodes 624 amino acids. The transcript has 2 exons. Gene Ontology annotation, molecular function: protein dimerization activity. NCBI's taxonomy places the organism in Eukaryota, Metazoa, Chordata, Actinopteri, Moronidae. The record is from RefSeq and is a predicted model, not a curated record.
AGGGGUCAGCAAUUAAGUUUGGCCUCGGGCCAGAUAUUUUCCAAGCCAUUACAUGGCGGGCCACAACCAAAACAAUGGCUAAUUUAAUGAAUUAAUAGGGGAGGAGGGGUGAUAGUGAAAAUGAUAGGUGCUCUUGAAAUGACAGAGCAGACGCACUGAGACAUUCAAGCGGGCUGAUGUAGGUUACAUUUGUGGACUGACCACUGGGGGGCAGUAGCGCGCCCCAGUGGUAUAAUUAGUAGCAAUUAUAUGCCUGUUAAAAAAAACAUUUCCUGUUGCUGUUAGCUAUCGAAAAAUGGCACUAUCAAAAAAUCUCAAGAGAAAAAUUAACAGCGAAAACAGGAUCUUUCAUGAUGAAUGGACAGAGAACUAUGCCUUCAUCCUCCCCAGUUUUAAUAAUGCAAAGCCCACAUGCCUGAUCUGUAACGAGGGUGUCUCUGCAUGCAAAGAGUACAAUAUUAGAUGGCACCACGAAACGAAGCAUGCUAAUUUCAAGGUUGCGUUCCCUCAGAAGACAGAGGCACGAAAGCGUAAAAUCGAAGGCCUGAAAGGUGCUUAUGCACACAGCACCAGGAUCCUGGUGCGAGGCCUCACAUCCCAACAGAAGGUAACUAGUGCGUCUCUGAAAGCGUCCUGGGUGCUCGCAAAGCACAACAAGCCAUUCACUGACGCAGAGGUCUUCAAGGAGAUGAUGGUGACAGUUUUGGAGGAACUUGAUACCAACAAGUCGAUGGAUGAUGUGAUCGGGUCAGUGAAACAGAUGUCGCUCUCUGCGAGGUCCGCUGCCCGCCGCAUAGAAGCGCUGUCUGAUGCGGUGCUGGGUGCAAUUAUCGACGGUGUCAGUCACGCAAACUACUUUUCCUUAGCCAUUGAUGAGAGCACUGACAACACAGAUGUAGCCCAGUUGUGCAUUUAUGUGAGAUACUUUGAUGGGAAGGAUUUCAAGGAAGAGUUGCUGUCUCUUAUUCCAUUAGAAGGGCACACCACUGGAGAUGCUAUAUUUGCGAAACUGGAAGAGUUGUUUCAGUUGCAUUCAUUAUCAUUUGAGAGGGUUAACCUAAUUGUGACAGACGGGGCUCCUGCCAUGGUGGGAAAGCACAGAGGUCUGGUGAGCAGGCUGAAAGAACUCGCCCCCCAAAUGCACGGGCUGCACUGCCUCAUCCACCAAAGUGUCCUCUGUGCCAGACUGAAUGGCGAGCUAAAGAAUGUUAUGGACAAAGUGAUGAAAGUCAUUAACUUUGUCAGAGGUACAUCAAGCACCCAGCAUAGGCUUUUCAGACAACUUGUGGCUGAGUCAGCAGAUGCCGCCCACGAUGACUUGCUGCUUCACAAUGAUGUGCGCUGGUUAAGCAAGGGGAAAGCACUGGAUCGCUUCUGUGCGCUACUGAAUGAGAUCAAAGCGUUCCUUGGAAUGAGCAAGAGCAAGGCAGCAGCUGACCACCUUAUCCUGCUGGAAGAUGAAAAGUUCAUGUCCAAUGUAGCGUUUUUAUCUGACAUAUUUGGCCACCUAAACCUGCUUAACCUUCAGCUACAGGGGAGAGACAAAACCAUCGUGGACAUGGUUGAAAAACUGGAGUCAUUCACGAGGAAGCUUGAGAUGCUUGAGGCAGACAUAUCUACCGGCAGGCUCCUACAUUUCAGCACACUGAAGAAGACAGCGGGAGAAGUGACGGAGUUGAUGGUUGACUUCAUCAAGAGGCUACGAGCCAACUUCACUUCUCGGUUUGAUGACUACUCCAUCCCAAAAGACAUCAUUGACUUUAUACGUGACCCUGCAGUAAAACCAGCCGACAACUUCUCCUUCCUGGCGAAAGAAAUUAUCUCCUCUUUAGAUCAGGCUGCGCUGGAAAUGGAAAUUAUUGACUUCCAAACCACCUCAGUUGUGCGAGAUGCGCUCAGAAGUGCGGAGUCCGUGAGUGCCUUUUGGGUAGGCCUACUAUGCUCCGAGGAAUACAGCAACCUCAAGAAAGUCGCACUUUACAUUCUGACAAUGUUCCCUUCCACCUACGUAUGUGAGUCGUCCUUCUCAGCUAUGAAUGCAAUAAAAACGCAUGAGAGGAAUAGACUGACUCACCAAAAUCUCGAGAACUGCCUGAGGAUUAAAGUGACGUCUAUUUCACCAGAUAUCCAGCAAAUAGUGACCAGUGGGAGAUGCCACUUUUCACACUAGGGGCCGAGCACUCCAGCCCAUGGUCGAGUGGAUUCGGCUUUUUUGCUUCGUACUUUUUUGCUCUGAUUUGCUCCGAUUUAACAGUGCAAUGCAUUGUUAUCAGUUUACAUUUUUGGUGCCACCACAGUCAUAUAAAGGCCUAAAUAACACGCAUGUUUGAAACUCGUGUUUUACUUUUCACAGUUCUAUGUACAGAAAUGCCUAUGUUUGAUGUCUGGCCUGUUUGAAAGAAGUCGUGUUUUAAUUUUCACAAUAAUAUGAAGCCUAUGUCCAUUGUUUGAAUGACAACUUGUGUUUUAGGGACUAGUUUGGAAUUUCAGCACCAGGCGCUGUCCACUGACUUCAUUUGUUUUUGCAUGUUGAGCGUUCACGCUGCACCUCGCUGAUGUGCGUAUUCACUCUCGUAUCCAGAUAAAACAAAUAAGCAUUUAGAUUGAGGAAAUUUUUCUGUUCUGGAAAAUGAAGGUUCCAAUAAAGAGCAUUUUUGAGA